This is a messenger RNA of Arabidopsis arenosa, 1939 nucleotides long. The record is from the annotation of a GenBank genome assembly. Lineage: Eukaryota; Viridiplantae; Streptophyta; Magnoliopsida; Brassicales; Brassicaceae.
GCUUUUACAACUUUAAAUGUAUUUCUAAAAAUUUUCACUGUCUAAUUUAUCUUUUUUGUUCAUGCCAAAUUUUAAAAAGCCAACAAAAUAUAAGAGAUGCGUUUUACAUUCCUCCGAUCAACUCCGAUCUUCCUUGCGAACCAUCAGAACCACUUAUCUUCCUUGCGAACCAUUAGAACCCUUCCUUCUUCUGCUUCACCUGUAGCUAUAUCCUCUGUAUCGAAGUUAUCUGCUAGCUUGGAUCAUCUCUUUGACGUGAAACAAGAACAUGGGUUCAUGGUAAAACAAGGGACUUACAAUUCUCUGUUUCUUCAAAACAAGCUCUUGCAAGCUUACACGAAAAUCAGAGAAUUUGAUGAUGCAGAUAAGCUCUUCGACGAAAUGCUUGUGAGAAAUAUUGUUACUUGGAACAUACUGAUUCACGGGGUCAUUCACCGAGACGGUGACACCAACCACAGAGCUCAUCUAGGUUUUUGUUAUUUGAGCCGGAGUCUUCUUAGUGAGGUGAUUUUGGAUCAUGUGUCGUUCAUCGGGUUGAUACGGUUGUGUACUGAUUCGACCAAUGUGGAAGCUGGUAACCAAUUACACAGUCUGAUAGUGAAACAAGGUCUUGAAUCGAAUUGCUUUCUGAGUACUAGUCUAGUUGAUUUCUAUGGGAAAUGUGGUCUCAUUGGUGAAGCAAGACAAGUUUUCGAGGCGGUUUUGGGUAGAGAUUUAGUGCUGUGGAACGCUUUAGUUUCGUCGUAUGUUCUUAACGGUAUGAUUGAUGAAGCUUUUGGUUUACUCAAGCUGAUGAGUUCUGAAAAAAACGGAUUCACAGGUGAUGAUUUCACUCUCUCUAGUCUUCUCAGUGCAUGCGGGAUCAAACAAGGGAAGCAGAUUCAUGCCAUUGUCUUCAAACUGUCAUAUUUAUUCGACAUCCCUGUGGCGACUGCAUUGGUGAAUAUGUAUGCGAAGAGUAACCAUAUGAGUGAUGCUCACAAGUGUUUUGAAUCGAUGGUUGUGAGAAAUAUAGUGUCUUGGAACGCGAUGAUUGUAGGUUUUGGACAAAAUGGAGAAGGAAGAGAAGCUAUGCGACUUUUUGGUCAAAUGCUCCGUGAAAAUCUUCAACCAGAUGAGCUUACCUUUGCAAGUGUUCUAAGUUCCUGCACGAAAUUCUCUGCAAUUUGGGAGAUUAAGCAAGUGCAAGCGAUGGUUACUAAAAAGGGCUCUGCAGAAUUUUUGUCGGUGGCUAAUUCUCUGAUAAGUUCUUACUCCAGGACUGGAAAUUUAUCUGAAGCACUUUUAUGUUUUCAUUUGAUCCGAGAACCUGAUCUUGUUUCAUGGACUUCAGUGAUAGGAGCUCUGGCUUCUCAUGGAUUCGCAGAAGAAAGCUUGCGAAUAUUUGAAAGUAUGCUGCAGAAACUUCAACCAGACAAGAUCACUUUUUUAGAGGUUUUGUCUGCUUGUAGCCAUGGAGGAUUAGUUCAAGAAGGGCUUCGUUGCUUCAAACGAAUGACUGAGGUUUACAAGAUAGAACCAGAGGAAGAACACUACACUUGUCUGAUCGAUCUUCUUGGUCGAGCUGGUUUCAUCGACGAGGCUUUUGAUGUGUUAAAGUCAAUGCCCACAGAACCAAGCACACAUGCUUUGGCAGCUUUCACAGGAGCAUGUAACAUCCAUGAGAAAGUAGAAUCCAUGAAAUGGGGUGCAAAGAAGCUUCUUGAAAUUGAACCAAGCAAACCUGUGAACUACUCCAUCAUGUCAAACGCUUACGCCUCUGAAGGCCAUUGGAAUCAAGCGGCUCUACUGCGUAAAAAAGAGAGGAGAAACUGCUACAAUCCCAAAACUCCAGGUUGCAGUUGGCUAUAGGGGACUACUCAAUCUAGCAAUUAUAACCAUGAACACAUCAAUCUUUAGUCAGCUUAAAAAGCCAUGGAAGUAAAGAUUGUUCAAGAGC